Molecule: messenger RNA, 1506 nt
Organism: Lodderomyces beijingensis
Lineage: Eukaryota; Fungi; Ascomycota; Pichiomycetes; Serinales; Debaryomycetaceae
Source: the annotation of a GenBank genome assembly
AUGCGGCUGUUGCAUCUACGGUUAAAACUACCCAGGCUACGAAGUCACCUUGCGACUUUCAUUCAGGCAAGACAUUUCCAAAAACAGCAGCGACCAGCAACGUAUGACGCCGCAAAGGCACAGGAGAGACGGUUAAAGAGGAGCAGACGACGACUCAAGGAGUACGAGACGGCCGUGGCGAUGGCCCAGCAGUACAGACAACAUCAAGCAAACGUCAUUGAAAUACUUCAAAGCAAGGAAAACAUUGCGGCAAUGUUUGCCGAGCAUGAUUCUGGGUGCACUGUUGCCUCUUAUGAAGAGCUUUGUGGCGAGGUUGGCGGCGGAAGAUUCUUGUAUAACGACAUGGAAGUGAGAAAUACAAUGAUGCUAAUGAGCAACAUGUUGCUUGAAGCUGUCGUUAUCGAAAUGCAAUUGUCGAGACAAGCUAGUCAAAGCCAGCACCAGGGUCAGCUGUUGAUGCAUGAGUUUAAAAAAAGUGAUGAUUUUUUUUCUUUGCAACAAUACAGGCGGAAUUUCUACAAUUUUAAAUCUUCGCAGUAUCUCAAUUACUUGGAUGCUGAGCUCGGCGCCGAACGUGGCCCCGAAGUUCCCAUACGUUUUUUGCUGCCCCAUCGCGAUGAUUCAGAAAUAUUGGAGAGACUCAAGACUGCAUGCCGAAAAUACCAAGAUACUGAGGAUGAAUUGCGCCAUUUGCAAUUAGCACGUCGAAUCGUGGGGAUUUUGCAAUCGACGCAUGCACAUAUACCCACGGUUCAAGUAUGGUCUUUUCUACUUGACAAGUUUGGCCAGCUCGGGCUUUUCAACUACCAGCAGAUUGUCUAUCUAUCACUUUUCCAAUACAAGCACCAACCCUCGGUGCUCGCCCAGCCACCACCGGGGUCGGCCGGUUCAAUUACAGCGCAAUUGAUGGCUGACCAUUUUCUUCACUUGGUCCAGCAAGAACCAAACAUCUUGAGUUCACUCAUGGCGUACCAGGUACCGCGUAAGGACCAAGGCACAUUCGUGGAGCUUCUUUCAUUUCUCAAGUUGGAUAAAGUCGCAGGCGAGGUAAUGGUGAUCAAGUCCCCCUUGCUCUCUCGAUCCAAACACCGGUUACCGCGAGUGAUACCCGGGUCUGAUUUCGACAUUACGGGGUUGGCUAUCUCCCGCGAGUGCAUGUACGCAAUCAUGAAAUCGGCAAUAGACAUCGGAUUGUUUGAGUAUUUGGACUUGUUGUUUGAUAAAAUCGUGCUUCACUCGAAUGAUCUGCAAAGUAUACAGUUGAGCUACACGGGCGACACCUUGGUCGAAGGCACAAUUUUUGACUGCGAAUUGUUCCUCAUCAUGUUGGACGCAGCGCAAAGGUCAAACGAUUUGGGAAGAGUCAUGUGGCUCUUGCCGUUUAUAGAUGACUUUAUUGCUGAACAUCAAGGAAACGUGCCACAAGAGUUGAAGAGCAGCAUCUUGGAAGCAUGUCAAGUGUUUCAGUUGGAGGGGAAACUAAACACGUAUCAGAAUGUAUUCUGA